AUGCUCCGCAACCUGGCGGACGCUGAGAAGGCCCGGCUCCUGGACUGUCUCAACGCUGUCUGGAACAACGGCCAGCUCCCCGAGUCAUGGCUCACUGCCAUAGUCGUGUCCAUACUGAAGGCACGAAAGCCAGCCACAGCUCCAUCGUCCUACAGGCCUGUCUCCCUUACAUCUGCGGUCUGCAAAGUCAUGGAGACCUUGGUCCUGGUGCGCCUGCAGUGGAUAGCCAGGGUGCUGGAGUUCUUUCCGGAGCAGCAGACUGGCUUCCGGAGUCGCCGCUGCACAGCUGACUCCAUCGGCGACGUCGUAUCGACACUGGAGCAGGCCAGGAGUGAAGGAGAGGCAGCCCUGCUGGUCCUCCUGGAUGUGCAGAGUGCCUUCGACGGCCUGCCCCAUCAGGUGGUGAUACACGCCCUCGAUGCACUGGGAGUGUCGGGACGCAUGGAGCAAUUCGUGCGUGCCUUCCUGACCGGUCGCUCGUUCCGAGUGCGCGUGGGCACCGCACAGAGCUCCCCGCGACCGGUCACGGCAGGCGUGCCUCAGGGAUCGCCUUCCUGCAGUCCGGACCUGCCUCCAGGAGGCCCUGGACGCCUCGGUGGGCCACCUAGCUUCCGUGGGCCUCACGGUAUCGUCUGCCAAGACCAAGGCUCUCCUGGUGCAUCCUCGUUCGGCUACCCGACGGAGCACUGCCUGUCUCAGCGUAGGAGGCACCGAGAUACCUUGGCAGAAGACAUGUACCUGGGACUGCAGAUCGACCACCUGCUGACCUGGACUCCCGCUGUAAAGGCUGCCGUGGCCCAGGUCCAGAGAGUCCAGAAAGCCGUGAGCCGCAUUUUCUUGAGGGGGCGAGGAUGCUCGACAUCCUGGGCGCUGCGUCUGCAUUCUGCAGCCGCCACCUCCAGGCUGCUCUACGCCUUGCCACUCGUCACGCUGUCAGCAACCCGGCUGAGACGUCUGGAGCAGCUACACAGAGGCUUCAUCAGGAGCGUGCUGGGGCUGCCCCGGACCUCUCAAAUAGCAGCAACGCUCGCAGAGGCGGGGGCGUGGCCCCUGUCCCUCCUGCUGCAGCAACGUGGCCUGCUGCCCAUCGACAGGCUGGCCCACGCCACUGACGGAGAACGCCUGCUCACCCGCCUGGCGAGCCGUCCCUCCUCCAGGAUGGGGAGCCUCGUCGACACUUACCUGGCAGUGGUCGGCCAGCCCAGGAAGCAAAAGUCGGCUACAAGCCUUCCUGACUCGGCUUGA
Messenger RNA from Dermacentor silvarum, 1245 nucleotides. RefSeq lists its product as uncharacterized. The coding region runs from base 1 to 1245 and encodes 414 amino acids. The transcript is spliced from 3 exons. NCBI's taxonomy places the organism in Eukaryota, Metazoa, Arthropoda, Arachnida, Ixodida, Ixodidae. The record is from RefSeq and is a predicted model, not a curated record.